Molecule: messenger RNA, 1266 nt
Organism: Penicillium longicatenatum
Lineage: Eukaryota; Fungi; Ascomycota; Eurotiomycetes; Eurotiales; Aspergillaceae
Product: putative proline-rich, actin-associated protein Vrp1
Exons: 2
Coding region: 1-1266 (421 amino acids)
Molecular function (GO): actin binding
Source: RefSeq, a predicted model, not a curated record
AUGCCUCCUCCUCCUCCACCUCCGCCGCCGCCGCCGCCUGGAGGACUAGGUGGCCCUCCCCCACCACCUCCUGCAGCUUUACCGACCAGGCCUUCGAAAGGUGAAGUCAAAGACAGGGGCGCUCUACUCUCUGAUAUUCACAAAGGCACUCGAUUGAAGAAAGCCACCACCAAUGAUCGAUCAGCGCCUAUUAUUUCAAAGUCUGGAGGCAGCUCAGCUGCACCGCCCAUGGGAGCUGCACCUCCAGUUCCAGGCAUAAGACCACCUCCCACAGGACUUGCACCCCCAGUCCCGUCUGGACCCGCCGCCAACAGAUUACGAAGCAACAGUGAAGGGGUAUCUGGCUCGGAUGCAGCGGCCAGUGCUGCAGCACCACAAUUAGGUGGUCUCUUUGCGGGUGGAAUGCCCAAGCUGCGUAGUCGCGGCGGUGUCAACACGGGCGCCAACCGAACAGACUCUCCAUAUCUAUCUGACUCUGAAGCGUCUCGCCCGGCGCCUUCUGCAGUACCUCCAAAACCUCCAGGCGCCCCUAGGCUACCUGGAGCACGACCCCCGCCACCUCCGUCUUCAGAGUCAGCGCCUGCACCACCUAUAAACCCGUUAGUCGCAAGCUUGAAGAAGGCCCCCCCACGACCCGGCUCCAGGCCAUCAUCCACUAUCUCUUCGGCAACUGCUCCCGAGAGCCCUCCUCCGCGUGCUCCUCCGCCACCUCCUGCGGUAAGCAGGGCACCACCACCUCCGGUGUCUCGAAAGCCAUCUGCACCCCCCCCCCCUCCUCCUACAGCUAGUCCAGCGGUGCCACCCCCUCCCCCUCCAUCUGCGCCCCCUCCAACAACAACACGAGCUCCGCCUCCCCCUCCACCUGGAGCCCCGCCAUCACUCGCCGCGCAGGCUGCCCGCAGUGCUCUUGGACAUCCGCCAUCGGCACCACCAGCUGCAGCACCAGCAGCUCCUCCUCCACCUCCACCAGUCUCUCCUCCAAGCGCUCCUCCUCCGCCCCCCAGUGAGCCAUCGCCAUCACCAUUCCGUCCAUCGCCUGUUGCUUCCCCGGCGCCAAUGAAUCCCAGUGCUUAUACUCUCACUAAUGGCGGUUCAUCCCAUGCGCCAGCCCCGACCCAAUCCACCAAUGGCCACAUCAACAUCGUGGAUCCCCGCUUCAAGUUCCCAGGUGAUGCGAUGCUUCCGGCUCCUCGAAAAUUCACCAAGACCCUUCCUGUCAAAUAUCGUGCCGGGAAAAUCAGCAGCGUUCCGUACCAUCUUAAGUGA